Haemonchus placei is the source of this 321-nucleotide messenger RNA. NCBI's taxonomy places the organism in Eukaryota, Metazoa, Nematoda, Chromadorea, Rhabditida, Trichostrongylidae. The record is from the annotation of a GenBank genome assembly.
AUGUUGAAGGGGAAACAUUACAGAGGAAUCCACGACAGGUAUAAAUUAGUCCCAGUAUCCGUUCUCCGUCACCGUCUUCGCUCAGUUUCACCUGAAAAUCUUGGAUUACUCAUUCAUGGGACGCUUUGGCAGCAUUACUGUAAAGGAAUUCAAGGUUUUAUGAGCAGUCGGGCUGUCAGAUUACAAUGGAGACGACUGCAUCAUGCCAGGUUUUCAAAUUUUACACACAUUGAAUUGAAAUCGGAACUAGCACUGAGUAUUUUCAUUUCUACGCUAUUUUUAGAUAUCGCUGGGUCGGUGCAUGAAUAUCCUUCGAUUUGA